Centropristis striata (black sea bass) is the source of this 2220-nucleotide messenger RNA. RefSeq names its product tubulin beta-4B chain. Gene Ontology annotation, biological process: mitotic cell cycle; microtubule cytoskeleton organization. The record is from RefSeq and is a predicted model, not a curated record. Gene Ontology annotation, molecular function: GTPase activity; GTP binding; structural constituent of cytoskeleton. The coding region runs from base 98 to 1435 and encodes 445 amino acids. Gene Ontology annotation, cellular component: microtubule; cytoplasm. NCBI's taxonomy places the organism in Eukaryota, Metazoa, Chordata, Actinopteri, Perciformes, Serranidae. The transcript is spliced from 7 exons.
AAUGCUCCCACCUUCAGGUUUAGUCCGUUGCUGGAGUGCGAGAGUGAAACAACUUUGUCUUUUUCGUCCGUGAAGUUUUUAAUUAAUCACAACCAAAAUGAGGGAAAUUGUGCAUCUGCAGGCAGGCCAGUGUGGAAACCAAAUUGGAGCGAAGUUCUGGGAGGUGAUAAGCGACGAACAUGGCAUCGACCCGUCCGGAACAUACCAUGGGGACAGCGACCUGCAACUGGAGAGAAUCAACGUGUAUUACAACGAGGCGUCAGGUGGCAAGUAUGUCCCCCGUGCAGUGCUGGUGGACUUGGAGCCAGGCACAAUGGACUCUGUGAGGUCUGGUCCCUUUGGCCAAAUCUUUAGACCAGACAACUUUGUCUUUGGCCAGAGUGGAGCAGGUAAUAACUGGGCUAAGGGCCACUACACUGAGGGAGCCGAGCUGGUGGACUCGGUCCUGGAUGUGGUGAGAAAAGAGGCCGAGAGCUGCGACUGUCUCCAGGGCUUCCAGCUCACACACUCCCUGGGAGGAGGCACCGGCUCCGGCAUGGGCACGCUGCUCAUCAGCAAAAUCCGAGAGGAGUAUCCAGACCGCAUCAUGAACACUUUCAGCGUGGUGCCAUCCCCCAAGGUGUCAGACACGGUGGUGGAGCCAUACAAUGCCACGCUGUCCGUCCACCAGCUGGUCGAGAACACAGAUGAGACCUACUGCAUUGAUAAUGAGGCCCUGUAUGACAUCUGCUUCCGCACGCUGAAACUCACCACGCCCACCUACGGAGACCUCAACCACCUCGUCUCAGCCACCAUGAGCGGGGUGACCACCUGUCUGCGUUUCCCCGGCCAGCUCAACGCUGAUUUGAGGAAACUGGCCGUCAACAUGGUGCCCUUCCCCCGGCUGCACUUUUUCAUGCCGGGCUUUGCGCCUCUGACCAGCCGCGGCAGCCAGCAGUACAGGGCGUUGACGGUUCCCGAGCUCACCCAGCAGAUGUUCGAUGCCAAGAACAUGAUGGCAGCCUGCGACCCACGCCACGGCCGCUACCUCACGGUGGCCGCCAUCUUCCGAGGACGCAUGUCCAUGAAGGAAGUGGACGAGCAGAUGCUGAACGUGCAGAACAAGAACAGCAGCUACUUUGUGGAGUGGAUCCCAAACAACGUCAAGACAGCCGUCUGCGACAUUCCUCCCCGUGGCCUCAAAAUGGCCGCCACCUUCAUCGGCAACAGCACCGCCAUCCAGGAGCUGUUCAAACGCAUCUCAGAGCAGUUCACCGCCAUGUUCCGCCGCAAGGCCUUCCUCCACUGGUACACGGGCGAGGGCAUGGACGAGAUGGAGUUUACAGAGGCUGAGAGCAACAUGAACGACCUGGUGUCCGAGUACCAGCAGUACCAGGAGGCCACUGCUGAGGAAGAGGGCGAGUUUGAGGAGGAGGGCGAGGAGGACAUGGCCUAGACAGGGACCACGACCUUCAUCCUACUAUGCAACAGCUACGGCUCAGUCAAUAUGGUUCAACUCAUUGUAGAGUUAUUGGCAAUAAAAUCAUUCGUUUGACCAACUUCUUUCCGUUUUCAAGAACUCUAUAGAAAGUUCAGUGCAAAGGAUUUCCCCAGACUUGUUUCUAAAUGUUGUCUGUCCUGUUUUGACACGCCCUUUUUUUGCUGUCCUCUUCCUUCCUACAGGAAUGUUUUUAUCCUGUCUUCUCUGUUCGGAGGAUAUCACUGAAACAUCACUCCCCCCUGAGUGACGUUCAGUCACACAGAAAAACCAAAAACAUGAGAACGUAUUGUUAAAAUUUAAGGAGCUUCUUAGCUGACUGCACAGUCAGCACAUUACCAUCAUUUCUCAUAUUUCAAAUAUGACCCAUUGUAUUUACAUUCAGCACCUCCUGACUGUUUGUCUGCUCAGUGUUGGGGUUUUGAAGUUAAAUGAUGGCCCUCCUCUGUUCUUUGUCUUUUUCCAUCUGCAGGUUUUAAAUGUUUUGUUUUUUUUGUUGAAAGAGAAUGUAACACUGACCAGUUCACUCAAUGCUGAAUUUGAAGUUUACUCUGUGUAAUAGGAGGCAGAAUGAAAUCAUUACAUUUAGGAAAAGAAAAAAAACACCUCACACUCAAAGACUUGAAAGCUCUGAAUUGUACCAGGAACUGGUCACUGCUGCACUGUUCUCAGUGUGCUUCUACUGGAAUGUAACUGACAAUGAAAGUUAAAGAGUUAAAUAAAAAUUUUAUGAUUUGGUGCUA